This is a messenger RNA of Globicephala melas (long-finned pilot whale), 523 nucleotides long. It is a transcript of the gene MLN, whose product is annotated as motilin. NCBI's taxonomy places the organism in Eukaryota, Metazoa, Chordata, Mammalia, Artiodactyla, Delphinidae. Gene Ontology annotation, molecular function: motilin receptor binding; hormone activity. Gene Ontology annotation, cellular component: extracellular region. The record is from RefSeq and is a predicted model, not a curated record.
AGAGCGCCGGAAGCCUGGAGCCCCACUCCCGGUGACGGAAAAGGAAAAUCAGCAGCUCGUCAUAUGAAAAGCCCUCGCUCCUAUUCUGAGCUCCCCGGAACGCAAAUGAAUCUCCAGAAUGCUGUCCUGCAAGGCCAUGGCCUUUCUGCCGGUGGUGCAUGCAGCCACCAUGCUGGCUUCCCAGACGGAAGCCUACAUUCCCAUCUUCACCUACGGCGAAGUCCAGAGGAUGCAGGAAAAGGAGCGGUACGAAGGGCAAAAGAAAUCCCUGAGUGUACAGCAGCGGUCCGAGGAGGUGGGCCCUCUGGACUCCACAGAACCCUCGGAGGAAGAAGUAAAGGAAGUUACCAAGCUGACUGCUCCCGUGGAAAUUGGCAUGAGGAUGAACUCCAGGCAGCUGGAAAAGGACCGGGCCACCCUGAAAGGUCUGAUGCCUGAGGCGCUGCUGUCCAGCCAGAACGAACCUGAAGCUGCCUUCUACCGCAAGCUCCCACACGCCACCCCAUCUCCGGGGGGAGCCUAA